Molecule: messenger RNA, 2646 nt
Organism: Caretta caretta (loggerhead turtle)
Lineage: Eukaryota; Metazoa; Chordata; Testudines; Cheloniidae
Gene: CHRNE
Product: cholinergic receptor nicotinic epsilon subunit
Biological process (GO): monoatomic ion transmembrane transport
Cellular component (GO): postsynaptic membrane
Molecular function (GO): acetylcholine-gated monoatomic cation-selective channel activity; transmembrane signaling receptor activity
Source: RefSeq, a predicted model, not a curated record
AUGCGGGGACUGGGGGUGCUGCUCCUCGCCCUGCUGUGCGGGGGGGUCAGUGCCCUGCCUGCCCCACAAGGGGCCCGGGGCGGGAACGAGGAGCUGCGGCUCUACGAGAAACUCUUCGCCGACUACGACAAGAACACGCGGCCGGUGAGGCACCCCGACGACACGGUGGAGGUGCAGAUAAUGCUGACGCUGACCAACCUCAUCUCGCUGAAUGAAAAGGAGGAGACUCUGACCACCAAUGUCUGGAUAAAGAUUGAAUGGGUGGACUAUCGGCUGAAUUAUAGCAACAGUGAAUUCAAAGGGAUCCGCUCCCUGCGGGUCCCCUCCGACAUGGUCUGGCUGCCGGACAUCGUCCUGGAGAACAACAUCGACGGGCAGUUUGAGAUCGCCUACUACGCAAACGUGCUGGUGUACCCCGGGGGGGCCAUGUACUGGCUGCCCCCCGCCAUCUACCGCAGCACCUGUGCCAUUGAAGUCACCUACUUCCCCUUCGACUGGCAGAACUGCUCCCUCGUCUUCCAGUCCCAGACGUACAGCGCUAACGAGGUUGAACUGCAGCUCUCAAUCAAUGAGAAGACAGCCCGCCCCUUUGACGAGAUCGAUAUAGACCCUGCCGCCUUCACAGAGAAUGGGGAGUGGGCCAUCCGGCACCGGCCGGCCUGGAAGGUACUGCACCCAGAGCUGGGCCGGGAGGCGCUCGGCUUCCAGGAGAUCCGCUUCUCACUCAUCAUCCAGCGCAAGCCCCUCUUCUACAUCAUCAACAUCAUCGUCCCCUGCGUGCUCAUCUCCUCCCUCGUCGUCCUGGUCUACUUCCUGCCCGCCCAAGCCGGCGGCCAGAAAUGCACCCUCUCCAUCUCAGUGCUGCUGGCUCAGACUGUCUUCCUCUUCCUCAUCGCCCAAAAAGUCCCAGAGACCUCGCUCAGCGUCCCCCUCAUUGGCAAGUACCUGAUGUUCGUCAUGGGAGUGGCGACGCUGAUCGUGAUGAACUGUGUCAUUGUGCUGAACGUUUCCCUGCGAACGCCAAACACCCACUGCAUGUCUGAGCAACUCAAACAUGUGUUCCUAGAGGUGCUGCCACGGUACCUGGGCUCGGCCCUGGAACCCAUGGGGGACCCCUGGGCCGCGCCCCCGGCCCGGCGGCGCAGCUCCUUCGCCAUCAUGCUCAAAGCGGAGGAGUACAUCCUCAAGAAGCCGCGCAGCGAGAUCCUCUUUGAGCGGCAGGGCCAGCGGCAUGGCCUCACCAGGCCCCCCGCCUGUGAUGGGGUGGAUGUGGGUGUCACCAGCACCUUGUACAAGAACCUGGCCAACGCGGCCCCCGAGAUCCGGGCGUGCGUGGAGGCCUGCACCUUCAUCACAGAGACCACAAGGGAGCAGAAUGCCAGCAGUGCCGCGAUGGAGAACUGGGUGCUGAUCGGGAAGGUGAUUGACAAGCUCUGCUUCUGUGCCGCCAUCCUGCUCUUCACCAUCGGCACCCUCAGCAUUUUCCUCAUGGGACAUUUCAACCAGGUGCCCGACGACCCCUUCCCCCUGCAGCCGGACCCAUAGCUGGGACCCCGCCCUGCCCUCCCCCUGGCUGACAGGGGUAUCAACACACAAUGAGGUAGCCAGGCGGACAAGUGUGUUCUCUGGAUGGGAGCCCUCCUCACCCCACUCCCUGCAGCACGGCACCGGGGCCAGCCCUGAUCCCGCAGCCUAGGAGCCUUGGCCCAGGGCCAGCCACAGCCUGGGGAAGUCACUAGACUUUUACCCACAAUCCCCUAGUCCCAAGCAGCUGCAGGCCCCCCUACAGGGCUGGGCUCAGCAAUGCUGCUGGUAUUGGGGAGGGACGCCCCACCCCCAGACAUGGACGUAUCUCAGCACCGGGCGAGGGAUCCCUGUAUCAACCCCACCCCAGACACAGCCGCAUCACGUGAGGGAUCCACGUGAACAGCCCCCACACCCCACCCCCGAGGCAGCUGCAUCUCAGCCCCCAUGACUCUCCCCUCCAGACCAGCAAGGAGAUUCUGGGGACUUACAGCUCUUUGGAAGAAGCUCUAGUCCAGACAUGUGGGGUCUGGACCUUGUCACAGCACCUGCUGGGCUAGUGUAGAUGGGCCCUGUGGCUCCCAACUCCAGACCAGGCUGCCCCACACCUGGUCCACCUCACCUUCCCAGCCUUGCUGAUUGUGGCUGGUGCCCUGGGUGGGGGAGAUGAAUGUGAUCACACACCAGCUCGAAGUUAGCGGCUCCGGGCCAGGGGUUAACCUGCGUGCCGCCUAGGGUCACCAGCAGUCUACGGUUUGGUGCCAACCACCUGGUGUCCGUCCCCACCACCUCCCUCCAGCACCUCUCUGAGCCUGGGGUUGCUGCCCUCACCCGCGUGGCCCUGGCUCACAACGGUUCACAGAGCUGAUUCCCGGGGGCAGCUGCGGACCCUGCCUGAGCGGGCCUGCGAGUGGCUGACCAGGCUGCGGGACAACGCCCUGGAGGAGCCGCUGCGGCUGUCGGGGAACCGGUUCCACACCCUGCCCAGCGGCUUCUUCCCACGACUGCGGGCUGGCCUAUCCCUGACAACCGCUUCAGAGUCUCCACCCAAGAGCAGGGGCUGGAUGGGCUGCCCACUGAGAACGAGCCCCUGAGGUAGUCACACUCGGUUCAUUUAUUCCC